UAUUAAAAGUCCAAACUUGGCUCUCCUUAGAGAUGGCUGAUUAUGAAUUCCAUUAUGUUCACAUGUUAGCCCAGGACUACUUGAUGCAUGUUCAACAGAUGCCCCAACUGGGAUCAUGUCUAAAUAAGACAUCUCAAAUACUACAGAAGGUUGCUUUCUCUGUCCAAGAAGAAGUUGAAAAGGAUAUGGAAACAUGCUUGAGCACUUUGGACAUUGUUUCUGUAGAUUCUGCCAGAAGAAUUUUCAAUAGUGUUAUGGAAAAGGAAUUCGAAGACGGCAUCAUUAACUGGGGACGGAUUGUCACCAUAUUUGCUUUUGGGGGAAUUCUCAUCAAGAAGCUUCUGAGGCAUACAGCUCCACUUACUAUGGGCACUCAGGAAGAAAUUUCUCAUUUUAUUGCUGAGUUCAUAAUGAACAACAUAGCAGAGUGGAUAAGACAAAAUGGAGGAUGGGAAAAUGGCUUCGUAAAGAACUUUGAACCUAAUAUGGUGUGGCCAAACUUCACAGAUAUUUCAACAAAGAUCUGGGGUAUAUUUUCCCUUCUGAAGUAAUCCUUUUUGACUGAAAAGAAUUAACCUAUGUUGUGACACCUGCCUAUCCUAAAACGUUGACUAACACAAGAAUUCGAGUCUUGACUAGGAUUUACUUCUUUAAGGCAACUUUGUGGACAUGACCAGUCCUUUGAGGAAUCUAUGACAAUUUAAAAAAUCAGCGCUUUUAUUAACCACCUGUGGGUGUAUGUCUAUAAAUUUGGACUCAACCUAUUUUGCUUGGAGUAGAAGCUUUAACUUCUGAGUUGGUAGAAGUUCUGUGUCUUAUCCUUUCAAUAAUAUCUUCAACUGACAGGAACUCAUCAAGUCUCAAACAUCAUUAGCAGUGAACAUUUAUUGAUAUGCUACUUCUGUAUACUACUGUACUAUGUUGUAAUCUUCCUUGAAGAUAGAGCUGAUUAUGAAUGACUCUCAAAGGAUUACCAAAUAAAGUUCAGCUCUUCUCCACAGAAUCCAAUGCCCUACACACUCUGGUAC
Molecule: messenger RNA, 1028 nt
Organism: Dromiciops gliroides (monito del monte)
Lineage: Eukaryota; Metazoa; Chordata; Mammalia; Microbiotheria; Microbiotheriidae
Gene: BCL2A1
Product: BCL2 related protein A1
Exons: 2
Coding region: 33-551 (172 amino acids)
Biological process (GO): positive regulation of apoptotic process; extrinsic apoptotic signaling pathway in absence of ligand; negative regulation of apoptotic process
Cellular component (GO): mitochondrial outer membrane
Molecular function (GO): channel activity; protein homodimerization activity; protein heterodimerization activity
Source: RefSeq, a predicted model, not a curated record